Molecule: messenger RNA, 795 nt
Organism: Ordospora pajunii
Lineage: Eukaryota; Fungi; Microsporidia; Ordosporidae
Exons: 1
Coding region: 1-795 (264 amino acids)
Biological process (GO): cyclic nucleotide biosynthetic process; intracellular signal transduction
Source: RefSeq, a predicted model, not a curated record
AUGGCAAACACCGAUUGCUGGCUGGCAUUAAGGUUUACAUGGCACAUCAUCCGAUCGCGCCUGAUGUCAGCGCUUGGAGUGGCCAUGAUAGUGGCUGAACCGAUACUUGCGAUUGGAUCUGUGUGCUGCAGCUUCAAUCUUGAGGUAUACAACUGCCUGAGAUGGGCGCUUUUUGACAGAAGACGAUGGGAAGUGGAUGUCUCGGCCGUACCUGAAGUCAAGACAGCACAGAAAGGCCUUGAAAGACUGCAUGGAGACAGGUUUUAUUACGGAAAGUACGUUCCACAGGGCAUCGAUAAGAGGUUUCUGCAGAGCCAUCUUGCAUUGGUUGUGACGGAUAUUGCAGACAGCACCGAUCUGUGGAACCAUUGGCCAGAUGCAAUGUACCGGACAAUCGAAUUGCACGACGAAAUGGCUAGGAAUCUGUGUGCAAUGCAUGGCGGGUGCGAGAUCAGGAACGAGGGAGACUCUUUCCUGUUUGCAUUUACAGACACCAAUGAUGCACUGAAGUUCUGUAAGGAGUUCCACAGAAGUGUGUUUGCUGCAUUUAGAAACUGGGUGCCGUUCGGUAUAAUAAGGCGCAGGGUGCUCCCAAUUAAGGUUCGGAUUGCAGUGUGCCAGGGCCCUGUUGCGCUGAGCCGUGACAGUAUCCUGAGCGUGCACGGAGAGGCAGUGUCCAGGAUAUAUGCAAUGAAAGCACAUCCAGACAAAAUAUGCAUACACAACAGCUGUGUUCACUCCGCAAUGGCUGCAAUAAGAAAAAUGCCUUUGCUCUGUGUGCAUGGCACAUUGUGA